AGGCAUCACAGAUUACGGAAAUCUGACAUAAAGACGGAACUCACUGCAUGCACUCAGUGGGUCCGGCAGCAUCAACGGAGAGAGAGAGGAGCUUUGGAUAAUCGUUUAAGUGACACCAUGGACAGACGAUGUGGACUACUCACAGCUGAGAAUGCCCCAGUGCCUCUCAAGGGUAUCUCCGUCCACCUGGAGGUGAAGGGCUUUGUGGCCGACCUCUCCGCCAGCCUGGAGUAUGUUAACGAGGAGCUUGACCCCCUGGAGGCCAUGUUUGUCUUCCCCAUGGACAGCGACUCUGCCGUCUACCACUUCCAGGCGCAGGUGGGAGGCAAGACCAUCGUGGCCUCCUUGAAGGAGAAGGAGCAGGCCAAGGAUGAUUACGAUGAUGCCAUCUCGUCGGGACGUCAGGCCUUCCUGCUCCACGAGGACGAGAGCAGCAGUGACGUCUUCAGAUGCAGCGUGGGCAAUCUGCCGCCCGGGGACAAGGUCACCGUCUCCUUCCGUCUGGUCCAGGAGUUGCCGCUCGAGGCCGACGGGGCUGUCAGAUUCACCCUGCCCGCUGUGCUCAACCCUCGCUACACUCCCGCAGGUACGCAAGGUCCCAAAAUCACCAGCGCCUCUGCCCCUGUGGACAAGCUGCCCUACACCUUGCAGCUUGAGGCUGACUUCCACAACUCUCUUGGCAUCUCACGGGUCCAGUCCAAUUGCGGGGUUACACCUGUAGAGUUCCUGAACCCGGAGAAAACGUCAGCCAAGCUCUCUCUGGCAGACGGACACGGCUUUGACAGGGAUGUGGAGUUCCUGAUCUACUGCGACAAGAUUCAUGAGCCCAGCGCGGUUGUCGAGGGGGGCCUGGAGACGGCUGCCCAAGGGACCCUGAUGGGUGAGGCUGCAGUUAUGGUGAAUCUCUUCCCCAGUUUUUCCCAGACUGCGUCCAAUGCCUCGGUGGGGGAGUUUAUUUUCCUGAUGGACCGUUCGGGAAGCAUGGGAUCGCAGAUGUCCCAGGAGGACAAGAGGCCCCGCAUAGAGUGUGCCAGGGAAACGCUGCUCCUGCUCGUCAAGAGCCUUCCCAUGGGAUGCUACUUCAACAUUUACGGAUUUGGGAGCAGCUUUGCGUCGUUCUUCCCGACCAGCGUGGAGUACACGCAGAGCUCCACGCAGGAGGCCCUGGACAAGCUGAAGACCGUCAGUGCCGACAUGGGGGGCACGGAGAUACUGCAGCCCCUCUCCGCCAUCUACAGAACCGCCCGUGGCACUGGGCACCCCCCGACAGGUAACGCAGGGGUCACAGGUCAAGCCCAACAGGUAACGGGGGGGUCACAGGUCACCCCCGACAGGUAACGCAGGGGUCACAGG
This is a messenger RNA of Leucoraja erinaceus (little skate), 1353 nucleotides long. Its product is annotated as von Willebrand factor A domain-containing protein 5A-like. NCBI's taxonomy places the organism in Eukaryota, Metazoa, Chordata, Chondrichthyes, Rajiformes, Rajidae. Bases 118 to 1338 code for a protein of 406 amino acids. The record is from RefSeq and is a predicted model, not a curated record. The transcript has 9 exons.